UGUAGCCAGAGCAGUUUGAACCAUGGGGGAGCUGUUCCGCAGCGAGGAGAUGACACUGGCGCAGCUCUUCCUUCAGUCAGAAGCGGCUUACUGCUGUGUCAGUGAGCUGGGAGAGCUGGGCAUGGUCCAGUUCAGAGACCUGAAUCCAGACGUAAACGUGUUCCAGCGCAAGUUUGUGAAUGAAGUGAGAAGAUGUGAGGAAAUGGACAGGAAACUACGUUUUGUGGAAAAGGAGAUUAGAAAAGCCAACAUCCCUACAGUGGACACAGGAGAGAAUCCUGAGGUUCCUUUUCCCCGGGACAUGAUUGACCUGGAGGCCACGUUUGAAAAGCUGGAGAAUGAGCUGAAGGAGAUCAACACAAACCAGGAGGCUCUUAAGAAGAAUUUCUUGGAGCUAACUGAACUCAAGCACAUUCUGCGGCGAACACAGCAGUUCUUCGAUGAGAUGGAGGACCCUAACCUGCUGGAGGAAUCUUCUGCUUUGAUGGAGGCCAGUGAGGGAGGCCGCGGAGCCCCUCUUAGGCUGGGGUUUGUGGCUGGUGUCAUCAGUCGAGAGAGGAUUCCCACCUUUGAGAGGAUGCUAUGGAGGGUGUGCCGUGGGAAUGUCUUUUUACGGAAAGCAGAGAUCGAAGACCCUUUGGAGGACCCCACUACGGGCGAUCAAGUCCACAAAUCAGUGUUCAUCAUCUUCUUCCAAGGAGACCAGCUGAAGAACAGGGUGAAGAAGAUCUGUGAGGGGUUCCGGGCCUCUCUGUAUCCCUGUCCUGAAACCCCACAGGAGCGGAAAGAGAUGCUAGCAGGAGUCAACAGCCGCAUUGAUGACCUCCAGAUGGUCUUAAACCAAACCGAGGACCACCGGCAGAGAGUGUUGCAGGCGGCUUCUAAGACCAUGCGGGUAUGGUUCAUCAAAGUGCGAAAGAUGAAGGCCAUCUACCACACACUGAAUCUGUGCAACAUCGAUGUGACCCAGAAAUGUCUAAUCGCUGAAGUCUGGUGUCCUGUCUCAGACCUGGACUCUAUUCAGUUUGCUCUUCGCAGGGGAACCGAGAGAAGUGGCUCAACGGUGCCCUCUAUACUCAACAGGAUGCAAACCCAACAGACUCCUCCAACCUUCAACAAGACCAACAAAUUCACAUCCGGGUUCCAGAACAUUGUUGAUGCUUAUGGCAUUGGAAACUACAGAGAAAUUAAUCCAGCUCCUUACACCAUCAUCACAUUUCCCUUCCUGUUUGCGGUCAUGUUUGGGGACAUGGGACACGGACUGCUGAUGACCUGCUUCGCCCUGUACCUGGUCAUACGGGAGAGUCGCCUUCUGGCACAGAAGAGUGACAAUGAGAUGUUCAACAUGGUGUUCGCUGGACGCUACAUUAUUCUUCUCAUGGGAAUGUUCUCAGUCUACACUGGCAUCAUCUAUAAUGACUGCUUCUCCAAAUCCCUCAACAUGUUCGGCUCUGGCUGGAGUGUGCGACCCAUGUUUGGCCCAAAAGGCGCAAACUGGUCGUUUGAAACACUGGAUUCAAACGCAGCGCUGCAGUUGGACCCAGCUAUACCAGGCGUGUUUAAUGGACCUUAUCCUUUGGGAAUUGAUCCGAUUUGGAACAUUGCCACCAACAAACUGACCUUCCUCAACUCGUUCAAGAUGAAGAUGUCUGUGAUCCUCGGUGUCAUUCACAUGAUCUUUGGAGUGUCUCUCAGUCUGUUCAACCACAUGUACUUUAAGAAGCCCCUGAACAUCUUUCUGGGGUUCAUUCCAGAGAUUGUGUUUAUGUCCUCUCUCUUUGGCUACCUGGUCCUGUUAAUCUUCUACAAAUGGACUGCAUAUGAUGUUUACAACUCUAAGGACGCCCCCAGCCUUCUUAUCCACUUCAUCAACAUGUGUCUGUUCAACUACAACGACCCUACCAACAAGCCUCUGUACCGGGGACAGAUGGGGAUCCAGAUUUUGUUGGUCCUGAUUGCCCUUGCAUGUGUCCCCUGUAUGCUGGUUGUUAAAACUAUGGUGCUUCGGCGUCAGCACCUAUGGAAAAAGCACCUGGGCACGCAGAAGCUUGGAGGGGUGCGAGUGGGCAAUGGGCCCACAGAGGACGAGGCUGGCAUCAUGGACCACGACCAGCUAUCCCAUCACUCUGACGAGGGGGACGAGCACACUGUGGAAGAACCAUUCAAUUUUGGAGAUGUGGCGGUCCACCAGGCCAUUCACACCAUAGAGUACUGCCUGGGCUGCAUCUCCAACACAGCCUCCUACCUGCGCCUCUGGGCUCUCAGUUUGGCUCAUGCACAGCUGUCCGAGGUCCUCUGGGGUAUGGUGAUGCGUCUGGGCCUGUCCUCGCGCAGUGGAGGGGGCUUUUUUGGCUUGUCAAUCAUCUUCUCAGCCUUUGCCACACUCACUGUAGCGAUCCUUCUGGUCAUGGAGGGGUUGUCCGCCUUCCUGCACGCCUUGCGUCUGCACUGGGUGGAGUUCCAGAACAAGUUUUACUCAGGCCAGGGCUUUAAAUUUGUCCCAUUCUCGUUUGAGAGUAUCCUGGAGGGUCGCUUUGACGAGUAGAGACAGAGUGCAGUCUAAAACCCCUCUAAACAUGCAUGAACCUCCCUGAUGCCCUCUUCUGCCUCCUAGUGCUGAUUGUGGUGUUUGUGGUAACAUUGUGUACAAGUGACAAGAUUGAGCACUGUUGCUUAUCAUUCAUUGUGGAUCAUCCAAAACUGAAAAAAAACCAAAAACAAAUGAAAAAUCAAGUACAUUCAAUUGAUACUCAUAGGAUAAUCAAAGGGUCUAGCUAAUUAAUCCCAUGAUCCAGAGCAGAGUCCUUGUUACAAUUAUGUUUUUACAAUUGUGUUGUGUUUUUUUGUUCAUUUGUUCUUUUUAUUUUACCAUUAUUUCUUAUUCAAGGGAGACCAGGAUUAUUUAUUUAUUAUUUAUUUAAUCAGUAUAUAUGUUAUGGUCUUGGAACAUCAGCACACUGGGAGCUGAAUGAUAUGAAAGUAAUUAGAAGUGUGAUGAAUUAUAUUUUUUUAGUUAUUUUAUUAUUACAGUAUUUGCACAUAUCAAAUGUUAAAAUCACCAGUCAGUUAAGAUCAAUUGUAAUUGUACAUUAAAUGGUGAAUACAAUAAAUAAAUACAAUCUCUGUGUGAACUACUGUGUGAUUGUGUCUAAAGAGAUGUGA
Molecule: messenger RNA, 3162 nt
Organism: Periophthalmus magnuspinnatus
Lineage: Eukaryota; Metazoa; Chordata; Actinopteri; Gobiiformes; Gobiidae
Gene: atp6v0a1b
Product: ATPase H+ transporting V0 subunit a1b
Exons: 21
Coding region: 23-2545 (840 amino acids)
Biological process (GO): vacuolar acidification; proton transmembrane transport
Cellular component (GO): plasma membrane; vacuolar proton-transporting V-type ATPase, V0 domain; vacuolar proton-transporting V-type ATPase complex
Molecular function (GO): ATPase binding; proton-transporting ATPase activity, rotational mechanism
Source: RefSeq, a predicted model, not a curated record